AUGCCAGCUGUGACUAAGGUCGUCAAGGGCAAGACGAGACACCUGUUCGUCAAGCACCACGACGAGGCUCCCAGUUUGCCGCCGUUUUCGCCAUCUUGGCCUGGGCAGGAGCUUCCACAUGAGCCGUCGCCCGAGCAGCCAGCACCUUCUGCCCACACCGACGAACCUGCCAACGAGGCGCCCAAGGAACCUGCGAGAAAAGUGACAGCUGGCGCUGAGACUGCGAAAUCGAGAGAGGAGGAACGCACCAUUUCAAGUUACGUGGCCAAAUUUCUUCGAGCCGGGAAAGAUGGCGGAGGACAAGAGGAAUGCGGGAAGCCAACUUCCGGCACCUCUGAGGCAGCAGCCGGAAUUGCGGAGCCGCCUAAGAAACUAUCCACGGAGAUUCAACAGCGUACGUGCAUCUGCGGCCCCAAGACGAAGAUCCUGCUGCUGACGGUGGCCGGCGUGACGCUAGUGAUUAUCGCGACGGCCGUGGUGACCGCGGUCAAGAACAGUUCGCCCCGCGACGAUCCGGUGAUCAGCGGCCACUUCGGUGCGGUGCGCGGUCAGCGGCUCGUGGUCAGCGACCAGGACCGCCAGUGGGAGGUGCUCGCUUUCCUGGGCGUGCCGUUCGCGAAGGCGCCCCGGGGGGAAUUGCGCUUCAAACCGCCGCAGCCCCUGGCCACGCCGGUAGGGAAAGACCAGCGAGAGGACUCUGCGUCCAGGACUCUGGACACUUGGACAAAGCGGCCACCCUGUCCGCAGCAGGACUUCUACCUGGGCCACCAGGCCGUCAAUACCAGCAACGCCACCGAGGACUGCCUGCACCUCAACAUCUGGGCACCGCCUUCGAGCUGCGGCACCAGCGAAGAACAGGAGGCGUGCGAACUUCGAACCGUGCUCUUCUUCCUGUACGGGGCGGCCUUCCAGAACGGCGGGAAUAACUUCGAGGCACGUUCUCACGGUAACAGCACGACAGGGGGGCUUUACGACGGCCGAUACCUGUCUGCCCUUGGCAACCUGGUCGUAGUCGUGCCGAACUACCGCGUGGGUCCGCUGGGCUUUCUAGGCAGCCGCGUGGGGACGAGUUUUCCCCAAAACUUGGGCCUGCACGACCAACGGCUGGCGCUCGAAUGGACGCGAGACAACAUCGAUUCCUUCGGCGGCAGCGCGUCGCAUCUAGUGCUGGCGGGCCACGACGCCGGCGCGACGUCCCUGGGAUACCACCUGUUCAGCGGAGACACAGCAUUCUGGACGCAGAACGUGGAUCGCUUCAUACUCCAGAGCGGAGGACCCUUCCACAGCUACGAAGGACAGAACGUGGAAGGAGCGCGUCAGCUGAUCGCCAGCCUGCGUUGCCCCGGCGACAUGUCGUCCGAGGUCACGCUCGGCUGCCUCCAGAGAGCGCACACGGAUGCGAUCGCCCGAAGUCCUAUCGCGCCCAGUUUCGUGCCAGUCUUCGGCAGGGAGCCGCUGCCCAGACCUCAGCCGCUGGAUGCGCGGGACAAGUCUAUCAAGGCGACCGGUCUCAAGGGGAAGCAGUUCCUGCUGGGUCGCGUGGCGUGCGAGGGCGCCUACCCGUGGUUCGUCGAGCAGCGCCACACGGGCACGGGCGACCCGCAGCAGAUCGCCACCCUGCUGCUGGGCCACAAGGAGAUGCGGCGCUGGCAGAACGACUCGGGCGUACAUCGAGGCCGCAUCCUUCUCGAGCGCUGGCAGAACGCCACGGGCAUCAGUCUGAGCCUGGCCCCCGGACGCAGAACCUACCAGGAGGCCGUUGGAGACAUCCUGGAAGUGUGCCCAAUGUCCGAGCUCGCCGAACAGCUGUACGCGUGGCACAACCGGGUGCACGUGUACGAGCUCGGCUACCGGCCCAGUUACUCCAGCUGGCUCAGCGAGAACGCCGCCGUCCACUUCGAAGACAUGGAGCUCGUGUUCGGCAUGCCGCUGAGGCCCGGCGUGGUGUCCAGCGACCUGGACAAAACCUGGUCACGCACCAUGAUCCACGUGUGGGCAACGUUCGCGCGAACCGGCCAACCACCUGUUGUGCACAAUUUGAGGUGGCCCAGGUACGACUCCACCCUGCAUACCAUAAUGAAGCUGGGUCCCCAACACGUCACCGAGCAAGCCGAAACGAAGCGGACGCGCUGCAACCUUAUGCGAGACACCAGUGUGCCAUACUGAGCGACUUCACACUCAAGGCUGCCCUCUACUACAUGCUCUUCACAUUUUUUUUAAUAUCUGGUCUGCCAUGAAA
This is a messenger RNA of Dermacentor andersoni, 2239 nucleotides long. Its product is annotated as acetylcholinesterase-like. Gene Ontology annotation, molecular function: acetylcholinesterase activity. The record is from RefSeq and is a predicted model, not a curated record. Gene Ontology annotation, biological process: choline metabolic process; acetylcholine catabolic process. Gene Ontology annotation, cellular component: plasma membrane. Lineage: Eukaryota; Metazoa; Arthropoda; Arachnida; Ixodida; Ixodidae.